GCCAUUGUAAAUAGAGGCACAACAGAUCACAAUGGUUCAGUGAAAGCCCUACUUUUCUUCACAUUCAUCUCCAUUUAUAUAAAUGAGGAUUGCUUUUCUGAAACCAGCAAAAGGAGGGGAAGAUAAGGAAAAGGUUAAAGAAAGCAGAAAUGUGUUUGCAUGGAAAAUAAGAAAUUAUGAGGAAAGAGGUUUUCAGGGUUACACAUUAGAAUUUCUUAUGGAAUACUCAUUUGAGCAAGUAAGUGUUAGUGACUUGUGUUUUAAAAGGGCCACAGAGCUAAAUGGCCAGGAAACCUCAACCUUGGAAAUUCAGUGGGACCUGAAGGUUGCUGUGGUUACUACAAGGUUGCUGUGGUUACUACAACACAUGUUAGAUGCGAUUCAAUAUAUAUGGAUUACUGCCAUCUUCUGCCUCUCUGUAGAUUUCACUGGUUGGAAACCGGUACACAUAAUACAAGUAUCAAUUUUCCCUUCGAAUGUGUGCAGAUGUGACGACGACAUACAACAACAUAUCAACAUGAUGUUAAGAUGGAUGGAAAAGAUAUAUGGGUAUAGAUUGAGUUGUACAAAUGGCUUUGUAGAUCUGCAUAUGCAGGAAUGAUGUCCACUUCAUUGAAACUUAAAUGAUAAGCAGUCACUAAACUUAUAAUUUAAUUUCAUCUUACGUCAUAAAACUUUCAUUUCAUUUCAAUUUCAA
Hevea brasiliensis (rubber tree) is the source of this 697-nucleotide messenger RNA. RefSeq lists its product as uncharacterized. NCBI's taxonomy places the organism in Eukaryota, Viridiplantae, Streptophyta, Magnoliopsida, Malpighiales, Euphorbiaceae. The record is from RefSeq and is a predicted model, not a curated record. Bases 83 to 601 code for a protein of 172 amino acids. The transcript is spliced from 2 exons.